This is a messenger RNA of Fraxinus pennsylvanica, 630 nucleotides long. The record is from the annotation of a GenBank genome assembly. NCBI's taxonomy places the organism in Eukaryota, Viridiplantae, Streptophyta, Magnoliopsida, Lamiales, Oleaceae.
AUGAAACCGUUUUGGAAAGUUAAGUCGUUUACAGUGCUUAAAGUGGUGUCUUUUGCAAAAAAUUUCCUCCAGCAAUGGCGUGAUGCUAAUCAUUCCUUACCAAAAAUCACUGCUAACUCCAAUAGACCGGAGAAUGAUGAGUGGAAACCACCUACUAUGGGUUCCUUUAAAUUAAAUAUUGAUGCAGCCAUCUUUGAAAACCAAAGGAAGGCUGGGCUCAGCCUUGUGAUUAGGAACAAUUUGGGGUCAUUUAUUGCAGCCAGAGUUGUUUCUGUACAAGGUAUUGUUGAUCCACUUUUAGCCGAGACUUUGGGGGUUCGAGAGGCCCUUUCUUGGAUUAAAGCUAAAUUUCCUGAGGUCCAAACCAUUGAAAUGGAUGCCCUUCUGGUUUAUAGUGCUCUACAGAAUGUUGAAGAGGACAAUACUUACUUUGGUCUUCUUAUUAGUGAGUACCGUCUUCUUGCUAGAGAAUUAUCAAAUCUCAAGUUCAGCUGGGUUAGGAGAUCUACUAACCAAGUAGCUCACACGCUUGCUAAGGCCACUAGCUCAUCACAUGUUAAUGUUGAAUGGUCUUAUUUUUCGCCUUUGUUUAUUUCAAAUGUACUGCUUGCCGAUUUGAUGAAUAGAUAA